Molecule: messenger RNA, 3288 nt
Organism: Coniosporium apollinis CBS 100218
Lineage: Eukaryota; Fungi; Ascomycota; Dothideomycetes
Exons: 6
Coding region: 1-3288 (1095 amino acids)
Biological process (GO): protein import into nucleus
Cellular component (GO): nucleus; cytoplasm
Molecular function (GO): nuclear import signal receptor activity
Source: RefSeq, a predicted model, not a curated record
AUGUCUGUCCUACCUCCCGAGGUGCAUUCAGCGCUCAACGAGCUUCUCAUCGGCCUACAGGCAGCCGACAACGUUGCGCGGACACAGGCGGAGGAGCGACUAAACGCGGAAUGGGUGCAAGGAAGGCCAGAUGUACUAUUGAUGGGUCUGGUGGAGCAGAUGAUAGGAGCAGAGGAUCCGACGACUCGGUCGUUUGCAGCAGUGCUCUUCCGGCGGAUAGCAACCAGGACGCGCAAAGACCCGGCCUCAGACCGCACGAAAGAGCUGUUCCUCACACUACCCCAGCCUCAGAGGGAUGCGAUACGUGGGAAGCUUUUACACUGCCCCGAAAGCGAGACCGCAGCGCAUGUACGGAAUAAGGUCUGCGAUGCGGUUGCGGAAAUUGCGAGGCAGUAUACCGAAGACGGUGAACAAUGGCCAGAACUGCUAGGAGUGCUAUUUAACCUAAGCCAGUCGGCGGAUGCGGGCAAACGAGAGAGCGCAUUCCGGAUAUUCGCGACUACACCAGGCAUCAUAGAGAAGCAGCAUGAAGAUACCGUAUUAGCCGCUUUCACUAAGGGUUUCAAGGAUGACGAUCUAUCGGUGCGAAUCGCGGCGAUGGAAGCCUUUGCGUCCUUCUUCCGCUCUAUAAACAAGAAAGCACAACAGAAAUACUACCCUCUAAUACCAGAGAUACUUGGUGUCUUACCUCCGCUCAAGGAUUCGGGAGACUCGGGACUUCUAUCAAACGCCUUGGUUGCCUUGAUCGAACUGGCUGAGGUAGCGCCGAAGAUGUUCAAGCCUUUAUUUAAUAGCCUUGUCACUUUCAGCAUCACGGUCAUCCAGGAUAAGGAGCUGGACGAUCAGGCGCGACAGAACGCGCUUGAGCUCAUGGCUACUUUUGCCGACCACAGCCCCCAAAUGUGUAGGAAAGACCCUUCCUAUACUUCCGAGAUGGUCACACAAUGCCUGUCACUUAUGACGGAUGUCGGUAUCGACGACGACGAUGCCGAAGAGUGGAACACAUCAGAAGAUCUCGACAUCGACGAAAGUGACAUGAACCACGUCGCAGGAGAGCAGUGCAUGGACAGAUUAGCCAACAAGCUUGGCGGACAGGCAAUCCUACCACCUACAUUCAACUGGCUACCGCGUAUGAUGACUUCCUCUGCCUGGCGCGACCGGCAUGCUGCGCUCAUGGCCAUAUCUGCCAUAUCAGAAGGCUGCCGAGACCUCAUGGUCGGAGAACUCGAUAAAGUCUUGGACCUGGUCAUCCCCGCUUUAAGAGACCCGCAUCCACGGGUACGGUGGGCCGGCUGCAACGCUCUCGGGCAGAUGAGCACGGACUUUGCAGGAACGAUGCAAGAGAAAUACCAUCAGAUCGUGCUUCCGAACAUCAUCCCUGUUCUCGAAUCGCCGGAGCCUCGAGUGCAGGCACACGCCGCAGCAGCGCUCGUCAAUUUCUGCGAAGAGGCGGAGAAAGCAGUCCUCGAACCGUACCUUGACAACCUUCUGACCCACUUGCUAGUGCUUCUGCAGAGUCCAAAGCGUUUUGUUCAGGAGCAGGCGCUGUCUACUAUUGCCACUGUGGCCGACUCCGCCGAAGCCGCCUUCACCCGCUACUACGACACUCUCAUGCCUCUGCUUUUCAACGUGCUGAGGGAGGAGCAGUCGAAGGAGUUCAGACUGCUCAGAGCGAAAGCGAUGGAAUGUGCUACUCUGAUCGCUCUAGCAGUUGGCAAAGAGCGCAUGGGUCAAGACGCGCUGACGCUUGUUCAGCUCCUCGGAUCAAUUCAACAGAGUAUCGUAGAUGCAGACGAUCCUCAAGCAUCAUACCUCUUGCAUUGUUGGGGACGAAUGUGCCGUGUGCUCGGCCAAGACUUCAUACCGUACCUAACUGCAGUUAUCCCGCCGCUGAUGGAAAUCGCGGGUGCAAAAGCAGACAUUCAGCUUUUGGAUGACGAGGAGCAAGUUGCGUCUGUUGAGCAAGAGGAGGGCUGGGAGCUUGUUCCCCUCAAGGGCAAGUAUAUCGGCAUCAAGACAAGCACGCUGGAUGACAAGCACAUGGCCAUUGAACUCAUCGUCAUCUACGCCCAGGUGCUCGAGGCCGCUUUCGAGCCUUAUGUCAACGAGAUCAUGGACAAGAUCGCUCUUCCGGGCUUGGCAUUCUUCUUCCACGAUCCCGUGCGAGUAGCAUCCGCCAAGUGCGUGCCGCAGCUCCUGAACUCGUACAAGAAGGCACACGGCACACAGUCUCCGCAGUUUGCACAGCUCUGGGAGCGCACGAUCGAGAAGGUCCUCGAGGUCCUCAGCACAGAGCCCGCCAUCGACACGCUCGCAGACAUGUAUCAAUGCUUCUACGAGUGUGUCGAAGUCGUCGGCAAGAACUCCCUCACAGCAGCACACAUGUCCACCUUCAUCGAAUCCGCGCGAACAGUGCUCGAAGAUUACCAUGAGCGCGUCAAGACCCGUCUAGAAGAGCAACAAGAGACCGAAGACGGCGAGGAAGCGUCCGAAGAGAUGCUCUUCGCUAUCGAAGACGACCAGGCCCUACUUUCAGACAUGAACAAGGCUUUCCAUACCAUCUUCAAGAACAUGGGCCCCGCAUUCCUGCCGCACUGGGAGCGCCUCCUCAACUACUACGAUAUGGCUAUCGUGAACCAGGACCCGACGCAGCGCCAGUGGGCCAUCUGCAUCUACGACGACGUCCUCGAGUUCUGUGGUCCGCAGAGCUGGAACUAUAGCUCGCACAUCAUCGAGCCGCUCGUCGCGGGCAUGCGCGAUGAUGUCCCGGCCAACCGGCAGGCGGCUGUAUACGGCGUCGGCGUCGCCGCUCACAAGGGCGGCGAAGCGUGGUCGGAGUUUGUGAGCGCAAGUCUGCCGACGCUGUUCCAGGUCACGCAGCGGCCGAAUGCCCGAGAGGACGACGAUGUGUUCGCGACGGAGAAUGCGUGUGCGAGCAUCGCGAAGAUCCUGCACUACAACUCGAGCAAGAUCCAGAACGUGCAGGAGGUCGUUAACGCAUGGGUGGAUACGCUGCCUGUUGUCAAUGAUGAGGAGGCGGCGCCGUAUGCGUACUCGUUCCUUGCGCAGCUGAUUGAUCAACAAAAUCCAGCUGUCAUGUCUCAAGCAGCGAAAUGCUUUACCUUCAUCGUGCAAGCGCUCGACGCAGAGACAUUGCAGGGCCAGACGGCGAGUCGCAUCGUCGGCGCAGCGAAGCAGCUCGCCACCCAGACGGGGCUGGAUGUCAACCAGCUGUUGGCAACAAUGUCGCCGGAGACGCAGCACACAGUACGGGCCUUCUUUGGGUGA